UCUAACGGACACGUGUCAACAGCCACAUCCCUUUUCCAAAAUCUUUUCCUAUUUGGUUUUGUGAAACCCAGUCCCCAAGCAACUCCCCGCUCUUCAUCUUCCUCAGUUGUUAUGAAUCCUCAUUCUUUUCCAGCUUCCAUGGAUUUUCUCCUUCUCUGAACUUUCGCAUCGAUUCUUUCCAUCAAAAUCAACAGAUUGAUAUCUCAAUGGCUUCCACUCAUAAAUGCUCCAUCUCCUUCAAUUCCGACGAGUUCACCCCUAAAGAACACUUUGUCGCUGACAUCCUCGAAGAAUUAACUCUUCUCAUUCAAAAAUCCGAAUUCUCUCUUGGAUUACCUCCUUCCUGGCCUGUCCGACGCAAGAGAUCCGCUGUCGUUUCCCCGCCGGACUGUUCCUCGGUCGUCGCUCAACCGCCGCCUCCUCCAUCGUCAUCCGAGAGAGCAAAGGAGUCUAGCCCUACUACUCCACUUUCAUUCAACUUGUUAAGGAGCGAGUCUGAUGAGAAUAUUGCCAACGUCAAGGUUUCCAAGAGGAAAGCCCCACUCGAUAAGAAAUUUCAAUAUUUGGAAACCAUUGAUAAAUUGACCCACCAGAAUCAAGCUCUGGUAAAGGACGUUGAAGCUAUGAAGCAACAUUUUGUUCAUCUGAAAACUAUCAAUUCGGAGUUGAAGGCCAAGAAGCAAGAGGUCCCCAUGAUUCUUGGUGGUUCCACUAACCAAUCAGAAAUUCCCGAAAUUGGGACCUCAAGUUCGGGUACGAAAUCCUCACACUCAAAUGUGGAGAAUAAUCUCCAUGAAUGUCAACCGUCGAUGAAGAAUCAGACGGCUCCGGUGGCAGAACAGAGUAACCAUAAUCAGAAUCACCAAAUCCCAACUGGGGAAAUUCCUUUACUGGACCCAAUGGGGAUUCCUGAUUUGAACCUAACUAUCGAACAAAAUGUUCAAAUGAAUUACACAAAAUAUAUGGCUGCCAAAGCAAGACAGAACAGGAUUCGAAUCUGGAAGAACAAGAAGAACAACAACAGCAAUGGACCUGCAAAUUAACAAUCCUAAUUCCACAAAUUUUUCCUUCUUUUUAUUAAACCUAAGGAUUCAAUCAAUCAAUUUUAUGGGAGAACUGUUUUGAAUCUUGGGGUAGUUUUUUUCCCCUUUAUUAAUUGGGUUGAAUUGUGAAGGUAGAUAGAACCCCACAGUAUUUAUCUGGAUAUAUUUUUUCUUUUGUUAGUUUUUUUUUUAUUAAUGUAUAAAUGAUAAAAGUUCUUUUUUUCUUUC
This is a messenger RNA of Cucumis melo (muskmelon), 1271 nucleotides long. RefSeq lists its product as uncharacterized. The record is from RefSeq and is a predicted model, not a curated record. Bases 207 to 1043 code for a protein of 278 amino acids. NCBI's taxonomy places the organism in Eukaryota, Viridiplantae, Streptophyta, Magnoliopsida, Cucurbitales, Cucurbitaceae. The transcript is spliced from 3 exons.